AUGGAUACUAUUCAGAACUCAGUGAUCACCCCCCUUCAGCCUUAUUUGGCGCCUAUUGUCUCGGCCAUCCCCGAGCCAGUACACGAUGCUGUUUUGUCCUUGAUUGGGAAAUCUUGCCACGGCGCACUGUUGGUUGACCUCGAUGUCACUAAGGAUCCUGCCUGCACAUCACUCGCCAUCUCCAAGGCCCUCGGAAUUGCCAUCGUCGGCGCUAGUGCAGUCGUCAAGAUCCCGCAGAUUCUGAAGCUGAUCAACUCCCGCUCAUCGGCCGGUGUCUCAUUUGUUUCUUAUGCCCUCGAAACCGCCAGCUUGCUCAUCACUCUCUCGUACGGUGUGCGCAACCAGUUCCCAUUCAGCACCUAUGGCGAAACCGCCCUCAUCGCCGUCCAGGAUAUCGCUAUCGGCGUUCUGGUCCUGAACUAUGCCGGACGCUCCGCCGCCGCGGCGGCUUUCAUUGCCGUGGUAGCUGCCAGCGUUUACGCGCUGUUAUUCGAUCAGACUCUUGUAGAUGCGCAGACUAUGUCCUACCUACAGGCUGGUGCAGGUGCUUUGGGUGUUGCUAGCAAGGCGCCUCAAAUCUAUACCAUCUGGCGCAACGGAGGAACCGGACAGCUUAGCGCAUUCACGGUGUUCAACUACCUCCUCGGAUCUAUGUCCCGAAUCUUCACCACCCUCCAGGAAGUCGACGACAAGUUUAUCCUCUACGGAUUCAUCGGCGGCUUCACUCUCAAUGUGAUCCUCGCUAUCCAGAUGCUCUGGUACUGGAACGCCCCUGCGCCCAAGCAGAAGUCUGCUCCUCGCCCCAAGGCAGUUGAGAAGGCACCAUCCGCCCAGAGCACGGGAGCGUCUCCCAGGCCUAGCGUGAAGACACCCACCACCCGCCGACGCGGUUAG
This is a messenger RNA of Penicillium griseofulvum, 894 nucleotides long. RefSeq names its product putative monosaccharide-P-dolichol utilization protein. The record is from RefSeq and is a predicted model, not a curated record. Bases 1 to 894 code for a protein of 297 amino acids. The transcript has 2 exons. NCBI's taxonomy places the organism in Eukaryota, Fungi, Ascomycota, Eurotiomycetes, Eurotiales, Aspergillaceae.